GGAUACAUAAAUUAUCUGUGGUCUAAAUGCUAACGUAAGAAGCGCAUUAGUAACCUGUGAUCUUCCUGGACUUGUCUUCGACUUAUUCGUGGUUUUCUAUAUCUGCUAUAUAUCUGCUGGCAACGUUGCAUGCAGAGAGGGAGCCGUUAGAGCACUGUACGAUAAUCACCGUGGUCAGUGGUCGUCUUAGUUACUCGACACCACGCUCGCUGCGUGCAACUUUCAGGAGAACAAACGACGACAUAGACAUGCCUUCUCAUAGAGACAAUGAGCGCCGUUCACGUCAUGACCGUUCACGCUCCAGAGACAGAAGAGAACGUUCGCCUACUCCAGAAAGUGGCUAUGACCUUCCACAAGGCGUCUCACCCAUAUCGGAGUCGGACUACUUUUUGAAAAAUACGGAGUUUAGAAUAUGGUUGAAGGAGGAGAAACACAAGUACUUUGAUGAGCUCUCAAGUGAGAAAGCUAGAAGCUACUUCCGAAAGUUUGUAAAGGCAUGGAACAGAGCGAAACUACCGAAGUCCCUAUACUCCGAAGCCAACUCCCAUAUAUCAUCAGCAGCAAACCAAACAGCUUACAAAUGGUCUUUCGCAUCUAAGGGCUCAAAUGCAGACGCAGGAACCUUGAAGGCUGUUCGAGAAGAGGUUGAUUCCGCGACGUACCGGCGUGCCACUAGUUCAUCCGAUACCGGUGGAGGUCGAAGCCGCGUACAUGGCCCAACUCUCCCUUCAGCGUCUGAUCGGGUCCUUGCCCGGGAAGCUGCGUCGGAGUAUCAAGCAGCAGAACAUAGCAUGAAGCGUAAACGAGAUCGCGCAGAAGCGAAAGAGCGCGUCGAGGACAUGAUGGGGCCGAAAGAGGUCGGUAAGGAGGGCAUGCUGGAGAAGAAGCGUGCCCGGAGAGAGGACGACCGUGCAUUUAGGGAGAAAGGUGAUGACGGCUUUGAAGCCGACGAGUCGACCCUCCUUGGUGGUGGGGAUAGUUUCAGGGACCACAUUGCUCGGCGAGAUGCAGCGCGGAAACGAUUCGAGGAGAAGCGUGCUGUAGGGAGAGAAGAUAAAACCGCCGGUGUACGCGAACGUGCUGCGGCCUUGCGAGAGAAGGAUAAAGCUACGAUGGACAUGUUUCAACAGUUGGCAAAGCAGAGAUUUGGUUAAGCACGACGCUGCAAUAUAAAUGUCUGAAUUUAUCUGAUCC
Suillus fuscotomentosus is the source of this 1194-nucleotide messenger RNA. RefSeq lists its product as uncharacterized. Bases 249 to 1154 code for a protein of 301 amino acids. NCBI's taxonomy places the organism in Eukaryota, Fungi, Basidiomycota, Agaricomycetes, Boletales, Suillaceae. The transcript is spliced from 6 exons. The record is from RefSeq and is a predicted model, not a curated record.